Hypoxylon trugodes is the source of this 1251-nucleotide messenger RNA. RefSeq names its product Six-hairpin glycosidase-like protein. Gene Ontology annotation, biological process: carbohydrate metabolic process. Bases 1 to 1251 code for a protein of 416 amino acids. The transcript has 2 exons. NCBI's taxonomy places the organism in Eukaryota, Fungi, Ascomycota, Sordariomycetes, Xylariales, Hypoxylaceae. The record is from RefSeq and is a predicted model, not a curated record.
AUGGUCGGAAUACAAGCUUACGCCACCGGGGCGGUCACCGCCUUUGUCCUCGCUGGUCAGGCAGCUGGAGUAGUAGUAGGAAGAACAACGGGAGUGCAAUCUAAGUACUCAACAUGGAUGGCCUCAAGUAUCAUGGCUCGCAGCCAGGGCAUCAGGACCGGCAAUGGAGGUGUUUCGGAGCUCUUGCAGUGCGGUUUCACGCAACGCGCUCUCUUGGCAGCCACGGCGCAGUACCCGGAAGACACGGAAUUCGUGCCCCGCGCACGCGAUUACAUCCGCAACAGCGCCUUAUCCGUGAUCCCCUCGGUUAGCAACGCCAGCUACGAUGCGGUAUCAUGGCCGAUGGACCGUCUUUCUAACGGAAACGCGCUCCUCAUACUAUCCGACAGCAGCGAUAGCGAGGCGGCCUCGUUCCGCACCGCGGCUGACACGCUACGUGAGAGUAUUAACUUGAACCCGCGCACCUACGAGGAUGGUCUCUGGUAUUACCACUACCCACAGCAGAGCUACUUGGACGGCAUGUUCUCGUUGGCCCCGUUCUACACUAUCUACGCGACCCACUACGCUGCCACGAGCAACAACACCGCUUCCUUGGAUGAUAUGCUGCACCAGAUCGAGCUACUCUGGAACCACACCUACAAGGCCGACUCCGGCCUCUUGGUCCACGGCUACGACGCCUCUAAGGCCGCAUCAUGGGCCGACCCGGUAACCGGCGCCAGCCCGCACGUCUGGGGCCGCAGUCUAGGAUGGUACUCCAUCGCACUCGUCGAAACCCUCGAAGUCCUCCCCACCUCGCCCCAAAUCCCGACUAAGUACCGCGAGUAUCUUCUCAAGAAGUGGCGUUCCCUAGCCGGCGCUCUAAUUGAUCACGUUGACCCAACAACCGGUGGAUGGUGGCAAUUGCUCGACCAACCCGGGCGCGAGGGCAAUUACAUCGAGUCGAGUGGCAGCUCCAUGUUCACCUACGCUCUGCUCAAGAGCGCGCGUCUGGGAUACUUGGGUAGCAAUGCUACGCUCGCGUCGAAGGCGGUGGAGACUGGUGUGCGUGCGCACAAGUACAUUACAGAUACGUUUGUGAUACACCAAGCCAACGGCACGUUGGAGUGGAACGGGACGGUUGCGGUGUGCAGUUUGAACUCGACGGCUUCCUACGACUACUACAUCCACCAGCCUAUCCUCUUCAACAGCGUGCUCGGUUCCGCCGCCUACGUUUUCGCGUCUCUCGAGACUGAACGCCUGGGAGGACAGUGA